CCGACCGCGGCCAGGCGUCAAAACUUCUCAACCUUUCUCCGGCACGUUCGCGUUGCCGCCGCCGUCACCGCGUUCCAAUAGCAACACCUCGCCGUUCUCACGUCGUUUUUGUCGAUUUUCCUGCCGGUGGUCCGCCGUUCCCGUCGCUCCUUCGCCGCCGCACUGUGCCGUACACUAUAAACGCCGUUCAACGUACCGCCCGAAACGCACUCGACGGCCGUCAAAAUGGUCGGCACUAAGCACUUGGUGAGUAGUACAAUGACGUUAUUACAAUAGGGGCGACGUCGAGGACGGGACGCGGGCCGUCCCCGAGCGCCGACCGACCGGUACGGGGACGUCUUGACCGGGGGCCGCGUACGAACCGCGUGCCGGUUAUGAUUUCGGGUUGUUUCGCGUGCGUGUCAAAACCGCCCGGAAGUAACGCGUGGCGAGCGGUAAAACCCGCCGACGCCGGACCGUGAACUCGACGCAAUUGGUAAAUCCAUAGCGCGAGCGCGACGACGGAGACAUAACCGCACGGCGUUUACGGACGUUUCCGAUACCGCGGGAGGCCGGGUCGCGAUUCGGACGCGCUGAUAAAAAAAAAAAAAACAGCCCGCAAUCCACGUUGCACUUUUUUUUUUCCGAAACGUUUUUCACUCGUGACGCGACGCGCAGCGUUCGGUAAAAGUAGCGACGUAGAGAAUUGGUUUUCGAAAAAAAAAAACCCAGCAAUUACCCGCGUUUAAAACCUCGUUGUCCGAACGCGCGGUAAUUCCGAAACUCAGAAAACCGCAUUGGUUCGCGUCGGGUAUAAAUCGUUCGCGUUCUCGUCCGAACGUCUCUUUCGCCGCGAUUUAUACGACGUUAAUAGCCAACGGAUUUCGGUGUCCACAGGUAUUCUUGGCCGUCGUCCUGUACGCGCGUGUUUCCAGCGCGUUCCCGGGCAUUUACGAGGAAGUGGACGAACAGUUCGAAGGACACCAUCACGGACACCACCUGCCGCCGGCCACUUCGUACGCGACCAUAUCGACGACGCACGUCAAAGUCCAACACCCGCAAGCUGCCGCUGCGCCCCCGAAAUACGCGACACCGUACAAAGUAAAUAAGUUUUUUUUUUUUUUUUUAUUUUUUUCUGUGAAAUCCGCGCGCGUUAAACGGUUUCCACAGUUCCGCCGUUUUUCCCUGUCCGUAACGAGUCCGUUCAGUCACUUUCCUCCAGGACCACUUUCCCGCACCCUGCAACAUUAUGGUCUUGCUCUUCCCGGUAUCCCCUCAAUUCGCCAGUCCGGUUGUCCGUGUAUCGACCAUUCCGUAUUACUCUUUUUUUUUUUUCCCCCGCGAUUGUUUUCGAUGCGUCGAUACGUGACUGCAAAGCUCAACAUGGCACGUAAUGGCCAAGGGUACCUACUUCGAUCAUUAUUUUAUUUCGAACGCUCCACGCAGGGUUGUCCUUAUUCAAGGAAUAGAUUAUUCGUUAAUAUUUGUCUAUAGUAUAGACAAAUAUUUUAUAUUAUCGCCGUAUUUUAAAAAAAUUUCCAAAAUGGGUCGUACAAUAAAAAGUUUGGGAAAACGCCAAUUCGCUUUCUUCAAUAUCAGCAAUACCGUUGAAAAAUAGAAACAUUAAUUAUAUUUCCAUUAAGGGAAUUUACAUAGCACAUACGACGUAAGAGAAACGGAAAGAAUGAAUUGAAUUCGAUUCUUUUCCGGUUCUGCGUACAUUUUUUUUUUUUAGACACCUGUCACCUGUUGAAGACGAUUAAACGGGGUCAGCGACAAUGGUGGCGUCGAGUCCACUUGCGUUUCUCCCGCAGUUUUUUAACGUUUGCACAUCCGUCGUUCGUCUUAUGAUCGACGUGCACAUUAUUUGACACCCUUUCCGUCCGGAAGAUUUUCAGCUGUGAGUUCAGUGUCGACGAAUCGUAGUUUCCUCCCUCCCGCCCUAUGAAGUGAUUUUUCAGUAAACUUUCGAAACACCUCAACAAUACGAAGAAUCGGCAGCAGCUGUAACCGAGGUUGCUCUUCGACGUUCUUAACGCGAAUCAGCCGCUUCGUAGGAUACCCCUGCACGCCGCUGCUGACGACGAAUUUCGGUGCGGCGAACAUUAGGAAGUGUUCGUAGCAGCAGCACCGGAUGCGUCCGCGAAGUGCCUUUCUCCGGCACGGUGUGUUACGUAAGUCCGGGCGCGGGGAAGUCGAGUCCGUUAAACCCGGUGUCACCUCGUUACGCGUUAACCGUUUGUUUUAUUUGUUGUUGUUUUUUUUUCUCACUUUCCAUAAGCUUUAGACACCAACGGCAUAUACAGAAGCAGUUACACAAGUGGCACCCAUAAAACGUUAAUUUUUUUAUAAUAUUAUUUCGUCUAUAGUCGCCGACGACGCGAAGUUUUCAAACCGAACUGUUCCCACUCUGCAGCACGCCUUAACGCAGCACACCUCUCUAUACGUAAACCGGUUACGCGGUCGACGGUUAUAUAAAAGAAAAAAAGAAAAAAAACACUGAUAACAUAAUAAUACAGGUACGACCCCUUUUCGAUUCAUACAUAAUAUCGAAUCGUAGACGCAUUACGUUAUACAGAGCGAUCAAUAUAACACGACAGACACUCGUGUACUCGAAAAGUAUAACAUUUUUUUUUUUCGGAAAAUUUCAGAAACAAGCAGCUCUGGUAGCAUUACGUUCAAAUUAUUUCUUGCGAUUCCCGUGUUCGAGGAUCAAACCGAAUACCGCAUUUCGAUUUUCAAACGGUUCCCAAAUAAUGCAGUUUUAGUUUAAAAACACAUUUUUACGUUGAACGAUCAAUGUCCGUCUUCCAGGGUCCUUGCCGACAGAUAUUCCGCUUUUGAGUUUGUUGUCAGGUACGUAUUACGGAGCACGUGCAAAUGAAAAUGUACAAGUCUACUCAACUCGUACAGGAACGAAACGGUUCGAUUAGUUAACUAAAACACGUUUUCCCACUCGCCGCGCUAAUUGUAUUCAUGACGAAAUCGCGGAUAAAAUUAUCAUUCAUGUCGGUGUGUUAUUGUUAUGAUUACUGUACAGCAAUGAAGUCACGAAAAAACGUCGCCGUGAACUCGCGAGGCGCCCGUUUUUUGACGGACCGCUUUUUCGGUCGAGUAUCCAUAAUAAUUCCUUUAUUUAUGAUCGGUGUAGAGAAUAGAGAAGUGGAGUACCAACGGUGCAUCCUCUAUUCAGCCCUUUCGACGCGAAACGACAAACCACAAAAUUGGCAUAUCUCAUAAUUAUGUGUUAUUAAAAAAAAAAAAAAAAAAUUAUUUUUAUAAUUUUUUUGUGUUUUCAUUGUUAUAUUAUUGUUUCGUUUUAUGAAAACGACUCGUAAUAAUAACAACAGUUAUGUUCGCGAUGAAAUUCCGUUCUCGGCGAAUGCUACAGCGGCUAAACAUCGUCCGCGUUUUCGACGACAUCCGACAUUGUUUUAAUUUCCGAGUUAACGAUCCUAUCCGUAAAAUCCCGAAAACUUUGAUUUUCCACGUUUGGGUUGUUUUUUCAACGACGCGCGCACGUUGGAAACGAUAAUGUAAUGUCUUUGAACGGUUUUUUUUAAAAUUUUUUGUUUGUUUUCGAUGCGCAGUACGAAUACCUGGCCCAGCCGCAGGUGGCGUACAAGUACAUAUCGUUGCCGUCGUCCGUCGCCCUGCAACAGGCCGCCGGCAAGUACGAGGAACCGUCCACGCCGGGCUACAAGUACCUGGCCGCGUCGCCCACGUACAAGUACGUGCAACCGCCCGCGGUCACCACCGAGCCGGAAGCGGCCGAGGAGCCGACCAACUCGCUCAAGUUCGCGCUCAAGUACGAACAGAACUCGUUCAAGCAACAGCAGCUGCAGGACGCCGCGGCCGCACAACAGGCCGCCGAGUACGAACAGCCGGCCAUCCAGUACAAGUACGUGGCCGUGCCGACGUACAAGUACGUGCAACAGGCGCCCGAGUACGACGACCGUCAACAGGUGUCGCACGCGGAAUACGCCGACGACAAACACCAGCUGUACCAAUAGGACGCGUGACGCCACGGCGACCGUAUCCACGAGCUACACGCGUGACGCGAUGGCGCCCGGGUCGAACCCGCCUGUCGCGGGAUAUACGCGUGUAAUAAUAUCUCGACUUUUCGUUUCGUUUACCGACGCUCUGUAUAAUACGAUUUAGAUUUAUUUUUGUAUUUUUCGUUUUUUUUUUUUUUUUCUAACUUUUAAACCCGUCGAUUGUACGACCCCCGCCGAGACGAGCAACCGCACAUCGCCUCUUGUAUAAACUUCACGUAGGCGCCGUCUCGGGCUGUAGCAUGACAUUUUAGUAUUACUUCAGUUGUUAUUAGUGUCCAAAUAAGUACGCGUUUUCGCACUGUUUUUACGCGCCGCGCGCGUCCGUGCGCGGCGAUUAUGAAACGCGUUUUUUUUUUUUUUAAAUUAAUUUUUUAUCACUGUAUUUCUAUUAUCGUAAGCGCGUGCGCGCAAUACAAUGGUAUUCGUCGACCGUCGCGAUGUCAUUGCACUGUCGCGCGCGUUUAAUUAUUAAAACGUCUAUGCCAUAAACAUUAUC
Molecule: messenger RNA, 4533 nt
Organism: Cinara cedri
Lineage: Eukaryota; Metazoa; Arthropoda; Insecta; Hemiptera; Aphididae
Source: the annotation of a GenBank genome assembly